AUGUACGACUUGAACGGAAAUGUUAUUCUGGUGCAGGCGUUCUAUGAAUGCAGUGAAAGUUUGCCAGAAAACGUGAUGAUUGGACAUCGGUAUUUGUCCGCAUCAAACGAUGUGUUAGGCACUCUCCCUGAAAGUGUUGUUAAGGGAUUUCCUCUUAUAAUGCAGCAGAGAAGCGGUUUUACGCUGCGUCUUUAUGAUUAUUUAAUAACUGGUAUUUAUCAAGGACAAAACUUCAUGGAAUUAUCUGAAGGCAUUGCAUCAAUGAAUUACAGACAGUACAUGCGUAAUAAACCGGACAGCAAAGAGUUAUCUGUAAAGGAGUUUGAGAGUAUUCCUUUCAUUGCCUAUCCAAGCAACGAUAAACUAAUGGAUUUGUUUCUCAUGCAGUUUGAGCGGAACAAAAAACAUUAUGAGAAUAACAUGCGGAAACACACAGGGGAGAUUCUGUCCUGUGACCACACCUUUAGAACGAGUAAACAUAUCGGGGUAACCCGCGAGGACGGCAAGUUUGUAGGCCAGUUUAAAAACGUCUUCUUGGGGGUGAACGAAAACGGAGAAGUUAUGAUAUGGAAGUUUACGAAGACGACUCCUUCGUCCGAAAUUAUCGACUCACUUAAAGAACUGAAAGAGAGGCUUGAUAAGGCAAGCACUAACUUAAAAAUGAUAAUAGUGGAUGACUGUUGCCACGUGAUGCACCUAUAUGGACAAAUAUUCCCGGGGAUAAAGGUUCGGCUAGACUUAUUUCACGCGUGUAUGAGAGUUGUACAAACGGUACGCAAAAGCGAAGAUUACAGUAAACAAUUUGCUAAUGAAUUUUCUUUAAUUUUCCGUCAAAAUGGAGACCUUGGUAACGAGAGAACAAUGAGCCGCACCUUGUCCUGAUGAAAUAGAAUCAAAUCUUGAACGUCUUCUAUUUGUUUGGAGCGAAAAGCUGAAAACGGAAACCCUUCUUCAAAUUGAAAAUUUGCGCAAGCAUAUAAAAAAAGGAUGUCUCUCGGAAAUACCUGUUGGAUGUGGGACUGAAAUAAAUGAGCGACUUCACAGACAUCUUAACCGAUCAUUACUGUGCGGAGUAUCCAAAAUUGGACCUGAGUUGGCGGUAGCGGUAAUGGCGUGUGCUUUGUAUGCAUGGAAUUGCAAACGAAGAUUAAAAACAACCCUCAAUAAGAGAACAAUUCCGAUCACGCCAAUUGAAUUAGAGCCGUUAGAGUCUUUAAACCAAGCGACCCCUUAUCUUCAGUCUCACAUGACGGCUGUGGAUUCUACGUCAACGUCAUUACCGGGUUCAAUAUCUGGAACUGUCUCCGAAAAUAGCAGUAAGGCUAGUAGAAUGCCACGGACAUCAUCCGUUUUCGUCACAGUUAAGACUGUGGAAGAACUGGAAAACGAUUCCGUCUUGAACUACAUUUUGGAACGAGCGCUGCACAUACAAGAAUUUAUCACCAGUUGGACAACAAAAUGUAACAACAAAACAAUAGAUUUGAUUGGUCUUCUCUGGAAGAUAAACUUACCGGCAGCUAACCUUUAUGAACAGGAGUCAAAGUUAAACGUUAUGGAAUUAAAUUUGACCCCACAGCACAAAGAUAACCUGUUAAGAAAUCUCACAGGAUUUGAUCUUCAGUUGGACCCAAUUAACAAAGACGGAAACUGCUUCUUCAGAGCAACAGCCCGGCAGCUACAAAAACACUUGCAACGUUCGGAUUUGCAAAAUCUACAGCAUAUUUCCUCACUGGGGCUUGGAAUCAACGAGGAACGUGACACGGAAAACCUCAGACUACUUUUCGUGCGUGAAGUCACUGAAAAUCUCGAUGAAUACAGGGAGUGGAUGUCCUGUUCGUCAAAUGUACGAACAGGGUUACAAAUUUAA
Molecule: messenger RNA, 1867 nt
Organism: Porites lobata
Lineage: Eukaryota; Metazoa; Cnidaria; Anthozoa; Scleractinia; Poritidae
Source: the annotation of a GenBank genome assembly